UACAAGAUACCUUGUNAGGUUGUUCACUUUUUACUANGAGAGAUGUAUUUAUUACUCGAGAUANGANGANGAAUUUGUNGAUGCAUAUUGAAGGAUUUGAUGGUCAAAUUCCGACACCUGCCAUUCNAAAGCCAAAGGAACUGUGGACUGGCAAACAACUAUUUUCCANGANAACUCCAAAUGUCAAUAUUAUUCGUUUUGCAGAAACGCAUGNAGAAGAAUCAGAUUCCGAUCCUAUUUUCGGUCCAGACANGACCAUACAUGACACUAGGGUUGUUAUUUCAGGAGGAGAACUUGUUUGUGGAGUCAUUGAUAAAUCUACUGUUGGUACUCGUGCAGGAAGUCUUAUCCACGUCUGUUGGAAAGAACACGGACCGGAUGCAACUUGUGAUUUUAUUUCUUCGGUGCAACUGCUUAUCAAUCAUUGGUUAUUGCAACGUGGAUUUUCUAUUGGUAUUGGAGACACUAUUGCAGACGAUGAAACUANGAACUACAUUGUGCGAACCAUGGAAGCAGCAAGACAGGAGGNAACUCUUCUUAUUGAAAAGGGACAAAAUGGAGAGAUUCAAUGCAAACCUGGAAAAACGANGAUGGAGUCUCNAGAAGAUCAGAUCAACUCUGUUCNGAACCAAGCAAGAAAUAAGGUUGGUUCAGCAGCAGCUAGGUCCUUACCUGCUUCAAAUAAUCNGAAGCGAAUGGNGAAUGCGGGUUCGAAAGGAUCCACAUNGAAUAUAUCUCAAAUUAUGGCUUCCGUUGGUCAACAGAAUGUGGAAGGAAAGCGCAUUUUCUAUGGUUUUCGGAGAAGAACGCUUCCUCAUUAUCCUGCUGAUGACUNAGGUGCGGAGUCUAGAGGUUUUGUUUUCAACUCGUAUUNGAGUGGUGNAACUCCGGAUGAAUUCUUCUUACAUGCUANGAGUGGUAGAGAAGGUAUCAUUGAUACUGCUGNAAAGACUUCGGAAACAGGAUAUAUUCAACGAAGAUNAANGAAAGCAAUGGAGGAUAUUAUGGUUAAUUAUGAUCAUACGGUUCGAGAUUCUGGGGGUCAUGCUGUACAGUUUCUUUAUGGAGAAGAUGGAAUGGAUGGUGCUAUUAUUGAACGCCAGAUUAUUCCGUCCAUGCGAANGAGUGAUAGAGAACUGGAGGUUGCCUAUCGAAUGGAUCCAUUUGAUACAAGGUUUGGACAAGCACCCAAUGGUAGACGAUAUUUGGAAGUGGAUGUUUUGGAAGCCGUUCAUAGUGAUCCUGAGCUUGCUGUUCUUCNAAAUCAAGAAUUUGAGACCAUCAAGGAAGAUAGAUAUAUCUNGAGACAUUCUGUAUUUCCCAGAACGGAUGAUAAUCGUGNAGCAUUACCUGNGAAUGNAGAAAGACUCAUUGAUAAUACUAAGAAAAUUUUUGGUAUUCACCCCAAUUCCGUUUCUAAUCUCAAUCCUCGAGCAGUUUUGGAAGGUGNGAAACUUUUAUUACGGAGAACUCGUGUAUNAGCUUUGGAAGNAGAACUCUAUGAACAAGGAAAGGAUGACAAUACAAAGGCUCAUCAUUGUUCAAAGCAAGAGGACUCUAUUAGUACGGAGUUGCAACUCAACGCCACCUUAUUAUUUCAAAUACAUAUUAGAGCCACUUUGGCUACCAAAAGGAUUAUUGCAUUUCAUCGUCUUCAUUCAGAAGCAUUUUCUUGGCUUUUGGGUGAGAUUGAAAGUCGCUUUUUACGAGCCCAAGUAUCUCCUGGAGAAANGANAGGAGCUAUUGCUGCUCAAAGUAUUGGAGAACCUACAACUCAAANGACACNAAACACUUUUCAUCUUGCUGGAGUUUCUGAAAAGAAUGNGACACUUGGAGUGCCAAGAUUCAAAGAGGUUAUUAAUGUGGCAAAGAAUANGAAGAAGCCUUCUCUUACUGUUUAUUNAAAAGGAGACGCAGCUCGUGAUGAAGAGGCAGCCAAACGUGUCANGAGUGAAUUACAAUACAUCACACNGAAAAAUGUUGUACAUUAUUCAGAAAUUUAUUACGAUCCCGACCCACGCAAUACUUNAAUUGAAGAAGACACGGAACUUGNAGAAGAUCGAUAUCUUUNAGNAGAUGCAGAGGGAACAAUGGAUGAAAAGCGACUGUCUCCUUGGGUUUUACGUUUUGUACUUUUACGAAGCAAUAUGGAAGAUUCGAGAAUAUNGANGAGAGACAUUGCUGCACAGANAAACAAUGAAUUUGGAGAAGACUNAGAUUGUAUAUAUUCAGAUGACAAUGCGGAAAAGCUUGUAUUGCGCAUUCGCANAGUCGAAGCACAUAACGAUAAUGCAAAAGAGUGGACUCAAGAGGAAAAUGUCAAUGAAGAUAAUGAUGAUGAGUNGACCAACGAUGAACGAUUUUNGAAAAAGGUUGAAGCUCAUUUAUNGACCAACCUUCAUUNGAGAGGAAUACCUGGAAUACAUCGAGCAUAUAUGCGUGNAACAAAAUNGAAACAGGUUGACUUGCAUACAGGGUCAUUUGNGACUACUGACGAAUGGGUCUUGGACACAGAAGGUACCAAUUUACUUGCUGUUCUUUCACAUCCUGCUGNAGAUGCUCGAAGGACGANAAGUAAUGAUGUUGNAGAAGUUUAUGAAAUUUNAGGAGUCGAAGCAGCAAGAGCUCUUCUUUUGUCAGAAAUUCGAGCUGUUAUGGAACCGUAUGGUUNAGAUGNGAAUUAUCGACAUUNAGCCAUACUUGCAGAUANAANGACGCAUAGAGGCUUUCUCCAAUCCANAACCCGUCAUGGUANAAACCGAGUUGAAAGGGGAGCUCUUGCAAAGAGUUCCUUUGAAGAAACAGUUGAUAUUUUAUUGGAAGCAGCAACCUUUGGAGAACUGGAUGACUUUCGAAACUCUGUCACAGAAAACAUCANGAUGGGUCAGAUGUGCAACUUUGGUACCGGAAGUUUUGGAGUGUUGUNAAAUGAGGAAGCGUNGAUUCGGGAAGAGUNAAGAGAUGNGAGUACAAUAUGGCAAGAUACGCAGAACUUUAUGGCACCUUCAUGGGAAAGAACUCCGGGUCAUGAACCAGGGACACCUCGUGGUGAAGGAAUUUUUGAUCCAGCAGCAACUCCGUUAUAUGGAAGUUUCUCUCCCAAGACGAGUAUCAACUAUUCGGGGAACUUGCAGUUUUCACCAUAUACUGGCGAUGGUAUUUCGAAUUAUUCCUUCUCACCCAACCGUUCAUCAUUUCAGUUUUCACCUUCAAGUCCUGGUCAUCNAGGAAUGGGAAUCAGUCCUUUGUACAGCCCAUCUUCUCCAAUGGNAGAGCACGGCAGUUCUCCGACAUCUCCAGCAUAUAGUCCGACGUCUCCUGGAANAANAAGUGGGCAGCGGUAUUCACCAACAAGUCCGGCAUAUAGUCCUACAUCCCCAGGAAUUCGAUAUUCUCCUUCAAGUCCUGCUUAUAGCCCAACAUCUCCAGCGAAUGGACUUUCGGCGAGAUAUUCUCCUACAAGUCCAGCUUAUAGUCCGACAUCUCCGGCCUAUAUGCCUCGUUCUCCAGCAUAUUCUCCUACUAGCCCUGGUUAUAGUCCUACUUCUCCAGCACNGAGUAGAGUUGCUGAGAGUGGCCAUCAUAAUGGAGGAACACAAGGAGGUGAAGCAUGGAUAUAUUCUCCAAAGUCUCCAGCAUAUUCUCCAAAGUCUCCAGCAUAUUCUCCAAAGUCUCCAGCAUAUUCUCCAAAGUCUCCAGCAUAUUCUCCAAAGUCUCCAGCAUAUUCUCCAAAGUCUCCAGCAUAUUCUCCAAAGUCUCCAGCAUAUUCUCCAAAGUCUCCAGCAUAUUCUCCAAAGUCUCCUGCAUAUUCACCACAUUCAGAUGAAUAAGACAGUUGAAAUAGUUUGAGGCAGAAGAAACAUUGAUACGUUACUAUCUCAGAUGCAGAAUUGUCACUGUAUCUUCCGAAUUUGUACUUUUUGAAUUGCCUAUAGAGACCAACUUGACUUUAGAGGGUGAAUGAAUAAAAUUUACGUUAUACUGCUUUUCCAGAUCAUUC
Galdieria sulphuraria is the source of this 4000-nucleotide messenger RNA. Its product is annotated as DNA-directed RNA polymerase II subunit A. Lineage: Eukaryota; Rhodophyta; Bangiophyceae; Galdieriales; Galdieriaceae. Gene Ontology annotation, cellular component: RNA polymerase II, core complex. The annotation marks the transcript as partial. The transcript has a single exon. Gene Ontology annotation, biological process: transcription by RNA polymerase II. Gene Ontology annotation, molecular function: DNA binding. The record is from RefSeq and is a predicted model, not a curated record.